Molecule: messenger RNA, 719 nt
Organism: Oreochromis niloticus (Nile tilapia)
Lineage: Eukaryota; Metazoa; Chordata; Actinopteri; Cichliformes; Cichlidae
Gene: vamp1a
Product: vesicle associated membrane protein 1a
Exons: 5
Coding region: 209-568 (119 amino acids)
Biological process (GO): vesicle-mediated transport
Cellular component (GO): membrane
Source: RefSeq, a predicted model, not a curated record
AUGCGUGCCUUUGCGCGCAUAGGGGCGGGGCUUGUGUGUGACGCGAAGGGUCUUUUCGGUCUGUGCGCAGCUGCUUCAGUUGUAGUUUUUCUACGUGUUUUAAGAGAAAAAGUGAAUGAAGACAUCAGACAGAGAAGAGAAGUCCUCCUCCUCGGUUUAAGUCCAGCCUCACCCUCUCUCAGAUCAUCUCCAUCAUUCUCCAGCUGAGAUGUCGACUCCAGAUGCAGCAGGGACUCCAGGAGCCCCCGGGGCCCCGGAAGGUGAGGGGGGUCCUCCAUCUCAGGCCCCAAACCUGACGAGCAACAGACGACUCCAGCAGACACAGGCACAGGUGGACGAGGUGGUCGACAUCAUGCGCGUGAAUGUGGACAAAGUCCUGGAGAGAGAUCAGAAGCUGUCAGAGCUGGACGACCGAGCCGACGCCCUGCAGGCCGGAGCCUCGCAGUUCGAGAGCAGCGCUGCCAAACUCAAGAACAAGUACUGGUGGAAAAAUUGCAAGAUGAUGAUCAUCAUGGCCGUUGUAGGUGUUAUAUUUGUUGGCGUCAUUUUCUUGUAUUUCUUCCACUGAGCUGCUCUUCAGGGAUGGACGCACAAGUCACAGGACGAGUCUGCACCACCGAACGCCAAAUCCAAACUCUCCUCAGUGCUCCUCCACCCCAGCGAUGCCUUCCUCCAAAGCCUCCAUGCAUGCUCACGUAAUGUGCUCCACUACCUCCUUA